UAUAUUUACAUUUUCCGCUCCCCUCCUCUCCGCUCCUCAAUCCUCAUUGCCCUCUCCUCGCCCACACCCGUGCCUUCGAGAAGCUCCGAAUCGCGAUCGCCUCGGUCCCCGCGAGCUCCGAUGGUGGGCGCGCCAGCCAGCUGCUAGGGUUCCCUGUUCCCACCUUUCGCCUGCUGAUUGGAACCGCAGGGUUUCAUCGAGCCUGUUGCCGCGGUGGCAGCGGAGAUGAACGGGGAGGUGGAAUGCAGCGUGUGCCACGCGAAGGUGCCGGUGCCGCCGGCGGUGUCGAAGGCGUACGAUAGCCACCGGACCACCGUGUCGUCGCGGCAGCGCGCGCUGAACGUGCUCCUCGUCUCCGGAGACUGCGUGCUCGCCGGCCUCCAGCCUAUAUUAGUGUAUAUGUGUAAAGUGGAUGGGAAAUUCAAAUUUAGCCCGAUCAGCGUGAACUUCUUGACAGAGAUUACCAAGAUUAUAUUUGCUAUCGUCAUGCUAUUCUUCCAGGCUAGGCGUCUAAAUGUGGGAGAGAAGCCACUUCUCACAGUGUCAACAUUUGUGCAGGCUGCUCGCAACAAUGUUCUUCUUGCAGUCCCUGCUCUUCUAUAUGCUAUCAACAACUAUUUGAAGUUUAUAAUGCAGUUAUAUUUUAAUCCUGCAAGUGUGAAAAUGCUGGGUAAUCUCAAGGUUCUGGUAAUUGCUGUGCUUCUAAAGAUCAUCAUGAGGCGGCGCUUUUCCACAAUCCAGUGGGAGGCCCUUGCUCUUUUGUUAAUCGGAAUAUCGGUUAAUCAGCUAAAAUCAUUGCCAGAAGGUUCUAGUGCUUUGGGUCUUCCUGUUGCAGCUGGAGCCUACCUAUAUACACUAUUUUUUAUAACAGUUCCUGCAUUGGCUUCAGUUUACAAUGAAAAGGCUCUAAAAAGCCAAUUUGAUACUAGUAUAUAUCUUCAGAACUUAUUUCUGUAUGGAUAUGGUGCAAUAUUCAAUUUCCUUGGCCUUAUGAUCACUGCCAUCAUCAAAGGACCCAGUAGCUUUAACAUUUUGGAAGGACAUUCAAGGGCCACAAUGUUUCUUAUCUGCAACAAUGCUGCACAGGGCAUACUAUCGUCAUUUUUCUUCAAAUAUGCAGAUACAAUUUUGAAGAAGUACUCGUCAACAAUUGCCACUAUCUUUACUGGAGUAGCCUCUGCUGUAUUGUUUGGUCAUACUCUGACUAUAAACUUUAUUCUUGGAAUAUCAAUUGUAAUUAUAUCUAUGCAUCAGUAUCUUUCUAACCAAAUUAAGGAUGAACUGCCAACCAGCAAAAUUGAGAUGGCUGAUGCUCAUGAUCACAGAUUGAAGGAACCCGUGUAUGUCAUUACGACUGAUUCAAUGGCAAGUGAGGCUAAACACCGCCAUGGAUCUGACGAAAGGCAGCCUCUUCUUCCUGUGUGAUUUUACAGCAGAGGAUUGCCAGCUGAGGCGCUCGAUUUCCUCAACAUGAGUAGCACAUAUAUCACCGACAGGGCAUCCGAAAGUCAGGGUGGAAAAGAGAAUAUCUCGGAAGCCACACUGCUGUCAUGAUGUUGGCGGACUAGCGGAGUAAGGAUAUGCAUAUUCGGCGGCGCAAUGGUGAGCUUCCAGAGACACAGUAGUGGAAGAGGCACUACCUUUAGCUUAGUGGUGGUAAAACUGAUGUGAUAAGAUUAGCGAGGAAUAAAGUCUACUCAGUCUCCUUUUCCAACA
Molecule: messenger RNA, 1716 nt
Organism: Phragmites australis (common reed)
Lineage: Eukaryota; Viridiplantae; Streptophyta; Magnoliopsida; Poales; Poaceae
Product: CMP-sialic acid transporter 3
Exons: 16
Coding region: 226-1425 (399 amino acids)
Biological process (GO): pyrimidine nucleotide-sugar transmembrane transport
Cellular component (GO): Golgi membrane
Molecular function (GO): pyrimidine nucleotide-sugar transmembrane transporter activity
Source: RefSeq, a predicted model, not a curated record